AUGUCAGAAGAAACAAUUAUGUCUAUGAAUGAUCAGGCAAUUAAAAAUGAACCACCAGAAUAUUCAGUAGAAGAGAUUAAACUUGAAAGGGAUGAUGAUUUAGAUGAUUCUGAUGCUAUUGUGGAAUCUGAAUCGUGUUCUGAGGAUGAUGAAACGUGUUUAAAAAGAUUCAUGAACUCCGAAGUGACCAUAGAAGAAGAUGUCAAACAGGAGUCAAUCGAGGCUUACGUAUGUAAUAUUUGUAAUCAAUCUUUCGCAGAAUCACAUCAAUUAAAGGUGCAUAUGGUUAAUCACGAGCCCAGCCGCAGCAAAGAACGCCCUUUCAAAUGCAAAAUCUGCCAUAAGACUUUCAAACACUCAAUACUAUUAAGAAAACACAUGAUGACACAUUCUGGAGAACGUCCCUUCGAAUGCAAUAUAUGCAAUAAGGCAUUUGCCCAAUUAGGCAAUCUAAAAAGUCAUAUGCUCAUUCACAGUAGUGAGCGCCCUUACGAAUGCACUAUAUGCAACAAGACUUUCAAAGAAUCUCGUGCUCUGAAAAAACACAUGCAGAGACACAGUGGAGUACGCCCGUAUGAAUGUGAUGUAUGCAAUAAAAAAUUCACAGAAGUAAGUUCUCUGAAAUAUCACAUGCUGAUACAUGAUGAAGUACGUGCCCAUAAAUGCUAUAUAUGCAAGAAGCCAUUUAGACAUUUUAGUAGUAUGAGAAGACACAUGUCGAUUCAUGACAAAGAGCAUUCUUAUAAAUGUGAAAAGUGCAGUAUGGGAUUUACUCAAGCGUAUGAAUUUCUGGAUCAUAUGGAACUUCAUGGUGGGAACGAUUUGAGGAAACACCUGGAAAUUCACACAAAGAAAAUCAAUGAAUUAUUAUUGCCAUUAUGA
Molecule: messenger RNA, 882 nt
Organism: Ctenocephalides felis (cat flea)
Lineage: Eukaryota; Metazoa; Arthropoda; Insecta; Siphonaptera; Pulicidae
Product: zinc finger protein 525-like
Exons: 1
Coding region: 1-882 (293 amino acids)
Cellular component (GO): nucleus
Source: RefSeq, a predicted model, not a curated record